Molecule: messenger RNA, 1649 nt
Organism: Achroia grisella
Lineage: Eukaryota; Metazoa; Arthropoda; Insecta; Lepidoptera; Pyralidae
Product: cathepsin O-like
Exons: 6
Coding region: 140-1249 (369 amino acids)
Cellular component (GO): lysosome
Molecular function (GO): cysteine-type endopeptidase activity
Source: RefSeq, a predicted model, not a curated record
GUCAACUUAUGAACACUUACUUAUGAAGGUAUGAAUGAACUUAUUGAACUUUCACUUCUCGUAAUUUAACUUCUUAUGUAUAUAUUUUUUGUUCGUGUUUGUUUUGAUUUGCUUCUUUUUUGAUGAUUUGUAACUAAUUAUGAGUAAAUGGUGGCCCUGGUUGUUUGGUGCAACAUUAUGUUUAUUAUUUCUCUUAAUACUAAUCACCUAUAGUGGAGACGAAGAAGAAAUUCUUUUGGCUCGGUACAAUGAUUAUCUGGAAAAGUUCAAUAAAAGUUACAAAAACCACCCGUCCGAGUACAAAACCAGGUUCGAACACUUUGUAGCUUCAGUACGUGAAAUAGACCGAUUAAAUGGCCAAUCAAGAGGAUCAGAUCUAUCUCGGGCACGGUAUGGACUGACGAAACUCUCAGACAUGUCCAAAUCAGAGUACAGAGACAUACAUCUAUCAGAUGAACAAGUGCAGAGAUCACCGAACGCAUACGGCAAGAGUUGGAGUGAAACAGAGGACAGGCAAAGAUAUCAUGUGGAUGAUUCACGUAAAGGUCAUAGGUUGCAUGAUAACCCUGUGUACGAGAGAAAAAAAAGGGCGUUGCUGCCUCUACAAGUAGAUUGGAGGUCUAAAGGCGUGGUAGGCCCCGUACGGGACCAGGGUCUCUGUGGUGCGUGCUGGGCUUUCAGUACAGUUGGUACAGUGGAGGCCAUGGCGGCUAUCAAAAGUGGCAAAUUGGAUACUCUUAGUGUUCAGGAAGUGAUCGACUGCGCUGGUCUUGGCAACAAUGGUUGUGCUGGUGGCGACAUUUGCUUACUACUCGAUUGGCUACUAUUGAGUAACACAACCGUUGUACUCGACAAGGAGUACCCUCUUCGGCUGUUCAAUGGAGCAUGUGCUUCAAACAAAAACGCCAGCGGAGUCCGGGUAGCAAAUUUCACUUGUGACCAGUUUGUGGGGGCAGAAGACAAGAUUUUGCAGGCGUUGGCCACUCAUGGGCCAGUGACCGUUGCUGUCAACGCGAUCACCUGGCAAAAUUACCUCGGAGGAGUAAUACAAUAUCAUUGCAGCGGAUCCAUGAAAGACCUCAACCAUGCGGUGGAACUUGUCGGGUACGACUUGGCGGCUGAGGUUCCACACUACAUAGCCAAGAAUUCCUGGGGUCAAGAUUUUGGGCUGGGUGGUUAUGUGCACCUAGCUAUAGGGGCCAACGUAUGCGGCCUAGCCAACGAAGUGGCAACUGUUGAUGUCAAAUAGAUUUCGCAUCGUUUAGUUAUUGUAGUAACGUGACCAUUUUUGCGAACUUAACGGCAGACUAAAAACAGAAAGCUAAUAUGUUGUGCUUGACUUUUUUACAUGUCUAGCGUUAAUCUCUCGUGUUCUUGUUUUUUUUAUCUACACUAACUAUUGUCUCACUUAAUAAAGUUUGUAUCCAUAAGAGAGAUAUUUUAUCUCCGUAGAAAUAGACCAUAAGGUACAAUACGAUAAAACUAUAGAAACCAAUGUAGUUUAUUAUAUAACCUUAUCUAGCCAUCUAUUUAUUAUCAACCUUAUUUAGUAUAUUAUUAUAUUAUCUAGUAUAAUGCGUCUAUAUAAUUUAGCUUUUAGGCAUAUAUAGUGUUGGAUUACAAUCCAGUUUUAUACAUAAAUAUACCAA